Tribolium madens (black flour beetle) is the source of this 2022-nucleotide messenger RNA. RefSeq names its product transmembrane protein FAM155B (gene Mid1). The record is from RefSeq and is a predicted model, not a curated record. The annotation marks the transcript as partial. NCBI's taxonomy places the organism in Eukaryota, Metazoa, Arthropoda, Insecta, Coleoptera, Tenebrionidae. The transcript is spliced from 3 exons. Gene Ontology annotation, biological process: calcium ion import across plasma membrane. Gene Ontology annotation, molecular function: protein binding; stretch-activated, monoatomic cation-selective, calcium channel activity. Gene Ontology annotation, cellular component: plasma membrane.
ACGGACCUUGGGCCCCUCUGUCCGCCGCCCUGCCCCGCCAACAGUACUAAGUCUACUCAGUGCCUUUAUUACUUGCAAGAAUCGCACAAAGAGGAGGUGUGCGGCCCCGACUUGGGCCCCGAGCGCAGGCGUGACGUGCUGCACGGACUCCGGAUGCGCCACUGCUGCGAGCACGCGGUCGACCAGGCCCUGCCCGAAGACGCCUUCAACGGCGGAAAGGCAUGCCGAGACAUGCUCGACACCCUCAUCAAGGCGGACGAUCUCGCCAGCCGCAUCGCCUGCGGACACGCACAGGUCCUCACCAGAUACGACUGCGGACAGACCUAUUCCAUCGCGCACCGCUGCCACCGAUGCAAGCAAGCAUACCGGCGGUGGGUGUGCAGUUAUCUGGUGCCUCAUUUCACACGCGCAGACGAGCGCGUGCGGCCCUGUCUCAGUGUGUGCCAGGACGUGGAGCAGCAGUGCCCAUACCUGUUACCGGGGGACUGGACGAACCAAACCGUUCCGCCGGGGGAGACGGCUCAUCCCACGCCACAGUACGCCGGGGAACCCACCUUCCUCUGUCUCGAUCCCAACAUCCCGGAGACGGGCGAGCAGAGGCUCAAUUCCUCGCGCGGAGACGAAGACUGUUGUUAUACGCACUGCGGCUCGCCGGGAAGGGGCGGCAGUGGUACCGCGGAAGUGCUCAAUGUGUGCGAGCACUGUCCAGGUCGACCUAAGAAGAAGAAGAAGAAGAACAACGCCAACGGCAGCAACGUCACUACCAAGUCGACCACCGCCGCCGCCCGGGGCGCGGCCGCCGCCAGGACUUGUAACAAAGUGUCAUUACUGUGGACCGCAUGGAUUAUUUCUAUAACACUAAUAGAACACAAAGAGACCAUUUAUAACACAUUACAAUGUUUGUUAGUUCUGUGCGCGACCAGUGUGCGGACGACGCUGCUGCUACUGCUGCUGAUGACAAAGUGGACAAAGACCAAGUGCGGAACGUGCUCAUAGAAUUAGGACUGUUAGGCGAUAUGUGUUCGUCCAAAUGCCCAAAGUGGUCUGCUCAUGACAAACUUUCACAUUUGCUAUUUUUAUAUUAAGCACUCCUAUUUUUUUACUAACCACAAUUCUCGUUUUAUCAUUCAAAUCGCUAUUUAGUGCAAAAAAUUACUACUUUUCAGAAAUAUGGAACUGAAAAAAUUAUUUAUCUUUAACCUAAAUUAAUUGUCGUUUUUCUUGGUAUUGUUAGGUUGCGUAAUUCUCAAUGCCAGAUCAAUAAAAUUUUAGCAAAGUAUUGUCUAACAGUGAAUAUUAAAAAAGUCUCAAAUUUCUUAAAAUACUCGCAUUUAUUAAAGAUGAAUAAAGUACAAUUUUUUUUUUUUUUGAAUAUGUGCCAAUGUCAUGGCACAACUAAUAUAAACCUUGUGAGAAACUUUAAAAAAAUAUGCAAAAAAUGGUCUUCUUCUCCAGCCGGAUUAAAAUAUGUCAUUUUUAAGUCUUUUUUUUUAACUAUCAAUGUAAUUCCCAAUUUUAAUCCUAGACUUAAAAAAACAUUUUAUUCGUAUUUUUAAAAAGUAACAUUUUUUAUCCUAAUAAAACAAUCCACUAUUUUUUAACGCAUCUUAUUGUUGGUUGGAGAAAAAAUAUUAUGUUUUAUUCGGCUUAAAAGUGAAUUUUUUGUCUGACAAUUUUUUUACUUUUGCUAGCCAAAGAAACUGACACUUUAAAUUUUAGUAAAUAGUAUACUUGUAUUUGCUUAGUAAAAUAGUGAAGUUUAAUAUUUAGAGCUAUUACAGUAUUACAUCAUACAGUGUGUCCCCGGAUAGGUAAAACGACUCUUGUAAAAGAAAAAAAACUUCGAUUUAAAUUUUCAUUUUUUUGGGUUUAGCUCUGCUUGGUUAAAGAUUAAUUUUAGAUUUCAAAAAUCAAGUUGAAAAAUACGACAAAAAGUUAUUACAUCAAGUUGUUUAGAAGCAACGUCUAGGCCCGUAUACCAAAUUUCAAAAUCAUCGGCCAACUAUGAUUUUUCAGUUUUUU